CCAAACUUUAUUUAUGUUGCCUCAGAAUCAUUACUGCAUAUCAAAGUCAUUUACUGAUCUUGAAAACCUGGAUAUGAAGCCCAAUGUCUGGAAUAUUAAGGAGAUGUUGAACAUCCCCGCAACUUCUGGAGGGAUAAAACCCGGUAAGGGUCCAACCAGUGACUACUCCAGCCUGACUGACUCUCAGUUUCUGUUGGGCUCUCAAAUGUGGCCUGACAAUUCACAAGGGUUUACUCAGGAGAUGAGUGGACAGAGCAGAGGUUCUCAGCAUACAUCACAGGAGAUGAAGGAAAUGAUGGUGUCCAGCAGUUAUAGUUCUAAGCCGUUUUUGUUUGGCGGUGAUGGCAAAAUCCUAAACUUCACUGGUGGCAAAUCUGUUGGCAUGUUGGACAGAUUUGAAGAGGAGAAGCGAAAAUCCAAAGAAAAAUAUGAAAGGGAAAUUCUCACUAAUGGAAUUCUACAAUUGCAGGAAACUCUGGGAAAUACCAGAGAGACUUUAUUAAAUUGCAUUGAUGGAAGUAAUGACAGUACCAGAAAAGUUUUAGUGGAGAGAAUGGAUAAUUUUUCAAAAACAAUUGAAGGUUAUUUAAACAGUGUGAAAGAGGGUAUAACAUGUCAAUUUGAGACUCUGCAGAGCCAAACACAAAUAGAAAUGGCAGACAGGGAAGCCAAGAGCAGUCUGGCUGCAAAAGAGUUGAGCUCAAACAUGCUUAACCUCCAUCGGGAUCUGGAACAUCUAAAAGUAGAGCAGAGCAAGGAGCAGGGCAUGCUGGGAAAUAUUCUGUCUCAGCUUAGCACUUUGAUUUCUACUCACAAGCCAAUAGCAGGGCCUAGCUCUGCCAGAAUGAUUGACAGUGAGGUCCAGACAUCACCUGGUCUGUUAGAGAGUUUCUGUAUCAUGUCAACUGAAAAACACCAAGAGAGCAAGAUGAUGUGCAACAGGCCUGUCAUUUAUUCAGGAGAAGCAGUAGAACAGAACCAGUGUCUACUUACCACACAGAAGACACAAAACAGAAAUGCACAUGCUCUGCCUGUAAAAAGACAGCAGACAGCAGUCACAGAGGAGGUUUCCCCUGAUGCUUCACAGAGAUUUUGGUGUACACAGUUAGUUGAGACCAGACCUUCAAGCCCACUUGUGGAUGCUCAAUCCACUGCAUCCAUAGUUGACCAAGAAGAACAGUAUGUAGAUAGACACCUGGUGCCUGAAAAACCAUUGAACAGAUUGGGCACUGAUGCAAUGCCACCACUGAAAUUACCUAGGAGGCGCCAAAAAGCCCUGAAUUAUAGAGGGGGAAAGAGAGCACUGGUUCUCCCACAAAGACAACCAAUGAGAAAAAAAGGAGCAAUGAAGUUUUCAAAUGACAGCCUGCAGAAUGAAGACCUUCAGUGUGAACAAAAAGACAGAGUACCUUUGUCUUCUCUUUGUGACAACUGGAAAGUGACCAACAAAUCUGUUGCAGAGAAUCACUUAAAACUACAGCAGCAAGCCACUGUAGCACCAGUCAGUAGGUGUGUAGCUGAGCAACCACUAAACCCCUUCAGUUUGUGGUCUGAAGACACAGACAGUUCCCAAAUGAUAGUGGAGUACAAGAUGGCUGAGUGGGAAAAAGUGGUGCCUGAACCUAAAGCUAGUGUUAUAGUAGAAGAAGGUGGCCUGUGGCAGCUCUUUGACAUUACUAAUGACUCAGAAUAAAAUGCAGAAUACUUCCAUACUGUAUGCCUAUUACAUUUACAUUUGAGAAAUUAUUUAGAGUAUCUUCUAUGUGCAGGUUUUUUUUUUUACUAAGAACUUGAAAUUGCCUGUGAACAUGUGAAUCUUGUUCUCUAACCACUUUUCUUGCUAUUGACAUUAUCUGUUCCUUUU
Rhinichthys klamathensis goyatoka is the source of this 1864-nucleotide messenger RNA. Its product is annotated as interactor of HORMAD1 protein 1. The record is from RefSeq and is a predicted model, not a curated record. Bases 14 to 1693 code for a protein of 559 amino acids. The transcript has 8 exons. Gene Ontology annotation, biological process: DNA recombination; homologous chromosome pairing at meiosis; meiotic DNA double-strand break formation. Gene Ontology annotation, cellular component: condensed nuclear chromosome. Lineage: Eukaryota; Metazoa; Chordata; Actinopteri; Cypriniformes; Leuciscidae.